CUGCCAUGGAGAUAAGGAGCAAUUCUCCUCACUCAGUCUCUGUCGCCUCCAGUUGUUAUGAAUCCCAGCACUUCCUCGGCUGGCCGUGAGGGCCAGUCCCCUGCAGACGAUCUAAUGGACGACUGGCUCUUUCUCCCUACUGAAUCUGUCAGGCCUCAGGUCCUUGACAUGAGCAGGGAUGACCAGGAGGCAGAGGACAGAGGCAAACUCAGAUCCAAGUUGGUCUCAGCAUGGAACAGUGUCAAAUAUGGCUGGUCCUUGAAGCAGAAAUCCAAAUUCAGCAAGAGCUCUCCUGUGAUCAUGCUUGGAAAAUCCUAUGAGCUCAAGGAUCAAGGGGAGAGAGAGCGUUUCCGUCGUGCCUUUGUAUCCCUCCUGUGGUUGACGUACAGGCGGGGGUUCCCUCCACUGGCCGGCUGCUCUCUGACCACUGAUAGCGGCUGGGGUUGUGUUCUACGUACAGGGCAGAUGCUGCUAGCACAAGGCCUCCUCCUACACCUGAUGCCUCCAGGUUGGACUUGGUCUGUGAGCCACCAUGUGGUCAAAGAUGACAUGGACCUGGAGAGUCACCCUGCAAACAGUGGACAAAGUUUCAAGGAAGGGACUAAUAAGAGGGGUCGAAAACUGAGCUUGGGUUCCCUCUUGGACAGACCCAUGGAGGCUACUCACAGACGGGUUGUAUCGUGGUUUGCAGACCACCCCACUGCCCCUUUUGGAAUACACCAGCUGGUAGAAUUGGGCAAAAGCUCAGGGAAGAAGGCCGGGGACUGGUACGGUCCCUCCAUUGCGGCACACAUCCUCCAGAAAGCCGUGGCAACAUCUGCAGACCUCCCCAAUCUAGUCGUGUAUGUUGCACAGGAUUGCACCAUUUACUUGGAGGAUGUGAAGAGGUUGUGUGAGCGGCCUCCUCCUCAGUCCUGGAAGUCUGUUAUCAUCCUGGUUCCUGUGCGACUUGGAGGACAAGAUCUCAAUCCUGCCUACGUUAAUUGUGUCAAAAAACUCUUGACGUUACAAUGCUGCAUUGGAAUCAUUGGGGGAAAACCGAAGCACUCUCUGUUCUUCGUCGGCUUCCAAGAUGACCAUCUGCUGUACUUGGACCCUCACUACUGUCAGCCCACAGUGGCCAUAACAAAGGAGAACUUUCCCUUGGAGUCAUUUCACUGUAAAUAUCCCAGGAAAAUGGCUGUCUCCCGCAUGGACCCCAGCUGUACCAUAGGAUUCUAUGCUAAAGGCCAAAGAGACUUUGAGUCAUUGUGCACAGUUGUUAAUGAGGCUCUCUCCACAUCUGCAGAGACGUACCCCAUGUUUAUAUUUGCAGAGGGGCAUAGUCAAGAAGACGAACGAAGCAGUACACCCACAAACAACAUCACUUAUAUCCAGAGGAAGAACGAACGAAGAGUCGGCACUAGCAACAGCAUGGAUGAGUUUGUUCUAUUAUGAACAGAAGAAGAUAAAAUCUGCCCUGAGGGGUGUUCAGUGAUCAACGAUCAGGGAUCGCACAUAGAUGAAACAGUUACACUGUGGCAACUACUGAGCAUAAGAACAAUAUUGUCAACAUCCGCUAGCAAUAACCUCAGGAGACUCCUGAGAGGUUUUGUAAAAUGAAGUGGUCAGGUAUCAUUGGGGACACUACUAUAUUUUUAUUGCUGUUUAGUGCUCAUUUGUAUCUUUUAUUUAUUGUUUUAAGAGGAGAACAUUUAAAUUGAUACUUAUUCAGUUGAAAGACUUUGAAAGGUGAAGGAUGGUUUCUCGUGUUUGUCAGCCUGUUGCUGUUUAUUCAUACAGUCCAUGAGGUUUGUUUUUAAUCUAUUCACAUGUCUCCCAGAGACAAACUUUAGGCAUGUGUCACUAUGGGAUAAACAGCCUCUAUUUCAGGUCAUGUGACAGGAUGUGCUGCCUUUUGAAUAGAUUAGAAAACAUGUGACACACAUGAAUAACACUGAAAGAAGAUGACUGCUUGAGAAUUAGUCAAGUUAUUGCAAACAUACCCUGACAAGAAAAGGACAAAAUUUACUGAAAAUAUCCUAAUGAGCUGGAUUAUUUUGCUGUCUUUUAUCUGAAUAAACAGUUGAUGAACAACAA
Molecule: messenger RNA, 2079 nt
Organism: Lates calcarifer (barramundi perch)
Lineage: Eukaryota; Metazoa; Chordata; Actinopteri; Centropomidae
Product: cysteine protease atg4da
Molecular function (GO): protein-phosphatidylethanolamide deconjugating activity
Source: RefSeq, a predicted model, not a curated record